Molecule: messenger RNA, 336 nt
Organism: Lichtheimia ornata
Lineage: Eukaryota; Fungi; Mucoromycota; Mucoromycetes; Mucorales; Lichtheimiaceae
Exons: 2
Coding region: 1-336 (111 amino acids)
Source: RefSeq, a predicted model, not a curated record
AUGAAGAUCCUUGCUGUUGCUAUAUCCCAGGCGUUCCUUGGCGCGUCCUAUUCCGUGAAUGGUGUCCAACCUGGUAUGGAGCACAUUGAUCACAAUGCUAAUGCUGGCAUGUGUUCGGAGCCGAUUAGACUUGAUAGUUGUCCUCCUGCUGAUCCAUCUUUUUGUACUUAUGAGUCCUUUCCAUUGAAAGAUCCCAAGUUUGUGAAUACUAUCAAGCGAUCAUGCAUUCGUCGUGAGACUGCUGAAGAAUGCAAAGAGCUUCAAAAGAAUGAAAACGAAUGUUUGCGUAAAGGGUGCACUUGGAUUUAUAGGGAGCCGAAACAGAAAGGUGCGUAA